UGGGUUUUUGACUUCUCCACUGCCGUUCGUUCCAGCUUCAUUUCCUUUUUUCGUUUUCUCCACUGCUGUUCGUUCCACUCUUCUUCCAAGCCCCCAAAGCUCAAAGACAGUUCUCCCCUUAAAAAUAACGAUCUCAAGAGCGAAGCAAAAAAACCCAAACCCAAACCCAAACCCUUAAAAUAACGUUCUCGGAAUCGAAGCAGAAAAACCCAAACCCAAACCCAAAAAUCGCUAUCUCUGCCCUGCUUAGCUCCCCGAUCUGCCACUCCACCACCAUGAUUUCUCCUUUCGAAGCUACGCCCAAACCAAACCCGACCCACCCGAGUUGGUAGCUGAGACUGUCUGUCGUCAUUGUGAAAUGGGUAAAUCAACAUCCUCUCUUCUUUUUAUAUGCAAUCGUUUGAUUAUUAGAGUAGGAAGCCUUCCAUUUCGUGCUUUUACUUCUUAUCAUUAUUGUUCUACUAUUAGAGAAAAUGCGAAAGCCCCGUAUCAGAAUCGGAAUCAGUUGUUGAAAUCUAUGAGAGAUCACUGCAAAUCUCGAACCUUUAAGAAUCUUGAUCAUGCCUUGGGUCUGUUUGAUACAAUGCUUCACAUGCACCCUUUGCCUUCCAUUGUGGAUUUUAAUAACAUGUUUGGUUCCAUUGCUAGAAUGAAGCAUUACUCCAUAGUCAUUACUCUAAUUCAACGAAUGGAAUCAUUCAGAAUCUCUCCCGAUGUUUAUACUCUCACUGUUUUGAUUAAUUGUUUCUGCCACUUGAACCGGGUCAAUUUUGGUUUCUCUGUCUUGGCAACAAUUUUGAAACUUGGCUAUCAACCAAACCAUAUAAUUCUAACCACUCUUGUCAAAGGCCUUUGUCUUCAAGGAAACGUAGUUGGAGCUGUGAAUUUGAUAGAAGAAAUGGAGAAGAAAGGGUACCAACCUAAUGCAAUUACUUGUGGAACAUUACUAAACUGUUUGUGUAAGAUUGGCCAGACUGGUGUGGCUAUUAGGUUGCUCAGGAAGCUUGAAAAUGGGAAUUUUGAACUAAAUGUGGUGCUCUACAACACGGUCAUUGACAGUUUAUGUAAGGACAGAUUGGUAAAUGACGCUUUGAACCUUUUAUCUGAAAUGAUGAGUAAAGGCAUUCAACCAGAUCUGGUCACUUACAAUUCCUUAGUUCAAGGUCUAUGCAAUUUUGGCCGGGGGAGGGAGGCUGCUACCUUGUUGAAUGAGAUGGAACAAAGGAAGGUUAUGCCAGAUGUACAAACAUUUAGCAUAUUGGUGGACACACUUUGCAGGGAAGGGAGGUUGACUGAGGCAAAAGAAGUUUUUAGAGUGAUGAUUCAAAGAGGCAUUGAGCCUAACAAAGUCACUUACAGUUCUUUGAGUGAUGGUUAUUGUUUGCAAAACCAAAUGGAUGAGGCAGUUAAGACGUUUAAUAUGAUGGUUGAGAAGGGUUGUUCACCUGAUGUGUUUAGCUAUACCAUAUUGAUAAAUGGAUAUUGCAAAAGUAAAAAAAUUGAUGAGGCAAAGCAUCUGUUUCAUGAAAUGUUGAACAAGGGAAUGAUUCCUAAUGUAGUGACUUACAACACUCUUAUAGGUGGGUUAUGUCGAGUGGAGAGAGUGCAAACUGCACUAGAGCUAUUCAAUACAAUGCAAGCUUGUGGCCAACAUCCAGAUCCCCAAACCUAUGCCAUCUUGUUAGAUGGCUUUUUUAAGAAUAGACGAAUUGCUGAGGCAAUGGCAUUGUUUCAGGAGAUGGAAGACAAAAGGUUGGACUGUGAUAUUGUGAUUUACAGCAUCUUGAUUGAUGGUUUUUGUAAUGUUGGGGAACUUACGACUGCAAGAGAAAUCUUUAAUGGUCUUCCUGCAAAAGGAUUGAAACCUAAUGUUCGGACUUACACUAUAAUAAUCAAAGGAUUUUGCAAGAAUGGACUAGUUGAUGAAGCGAGUGAGCUGCUUGAGAAAAUGGAUGGUAACGGUUGUUCACCUAACGAUCGCACAUAUAACACAUUAAUCCAAGGGUUUUUGCAACAUAGAGAGACAUCAAAGGCAAUGAAAUAUCUCAAAAUGAUGGUUGACAAGGGAUUUUCAGCAAACGCAACAACUGCUGCCUUGUUUAUUGACUUGCUAUUGUCUAAUCAAGUAGAUGAAAAUAUUCAAGAGUUGCUUCCAAAGUUUGAGUGAAGGUUAUUUAGUUUCUCAAGAUCAAGGACAACUUUUAUAUUUUAACCCGUCACUAGUGAUUAUAUACUUUCUCAUGUCAUUAGCCUAGGUAACACGAGGAUAGGAAGGUCUUCCAAGUCCAAUUGCAUAAUAAAACAGCGUACAUAGCUUCCAAUGAUUAACCUAGUGAGAAAGUGAAAAGGGAAAAUGAGCAGUGCUGCCAAAAACAAUGGCACCAAUGUUGGAGCAGGAGGAGGUUUCAUGUCCAAAAUGGAUCACUUCCUCUACAGCGGUACAAGAAGCACGUCGUGGCUGGCAUUGCUGUCCUUACUGUCAUCUUUGGCAUCCAUUGGUACUUCAUGAACUGAGGGAAAAUUGAGAAUUUGAGGUUGUUAAGGUUUAGGAGGUUUUGUGGAUCUAGGGUUUAGAAUUGUCAAAAAAAGGUUAGGGCUCAAAAUUUGAGAGGGUUUGAUGAGUUUACACAUUUACACACUGAUCGAGCUUUGGAUCUCUCUCUGUGCCGGAACGGUAGGCAACAGUCUUUAUUAUUAUACACACUCCUGCAAAACCAAGAGGUGUGAUAUAUGAAUCUAUGAAAGAGAGAUUGAAAAUGGGGAGAAAGUUCGAGACCGAAAGCGAGUUGAGUGGGUUGGUUCGAGGAAGGUGUAUCGGAGACAUUGAAGAGGUGCGAGCAGCGUAAUGAGACCACUCUUGUUUCUGCUUCUGCUAUGGAAGUUGCUAAAUGCUUAAGGUCUUGGCAAGUUCAGCUUCCCAGUCCUGAGUUAGGGCACCUUUUGGUCUCCCAUCUCUGCUCUUCUUCUUCUUCACUCUGAAGUCUGGAAAUUCAUCGAACAAGCUCUCCCCUCUCGCCUUGUUCACUUGAACAUAGGCUGCGCUUUCUUGAAGCCCAUGAAUUGGUAUCCUCAAAUUUUAAUUCAGCCAACCAAUUAUUGGCAAAAUUAUCUGGAAACAUACAAAGAGUUUUGGGCUUUGAAUACCCGUUAAACGAUUGCCAACUCACUGGGAUGCUUGUCAAUAUUGCAUCAUGCAAGCCAUCGCCUUGCUUCCACUCUGAAUUUGGUCGGUCUGCUUGUUGAGUUCCCUUUGAUAUUUACAUGGAGAAUGCAAUGGAUGGGAAACAACUCCUUAUCAAAUCUCAUGUUGAUGUACUAGCAGAGUCAAUUAAGAUUCUCCAAGUAUUUAACCAAGCACGCUGGCUAUAAACCUUCUUGGCACUCUGGCUUUCAGCCCUUCGGCUUGUACAACGAGAACGUGAUCCUCCAGAAGGUCCAAUUCCACAUCUUGAGGCCUGUCUUUGUGUCCUUUUGUCUAUCGUCCCCUUGGCAAUUGCUAAUGUUUUGGAGGAUGAGGCCAAAUUCUCUCAAGCUACUGCUACUGGAUAUUUUGAGUCUGCAUAUGGACAUAAAAUGAAUGGAAAGGCUCUUGCUUGAAGGAAAGAGGGAUUGAUUUCCUCUCUCCAAGUCCUUGGACACUUUUCUAGCCUUUUAUACCCUCCUGCGUCAGUUGUUGAUGCAGCUAAUAGUGCAGCUAGAAAAGCAGCUAGCUUCAUUUCUAGUGGCAAGAAUGAAAGGAAUAUUGUAGGUGGAGGCAGUCAUGCAGAUACUUCUAUAAG
Molecule: messenger RNA, 3779 nt
Organism: Quercus lobata
Lineage: Eukaryota; Viridiplantae; Streptophyta; Magnoliopsida; Fagales; Fagaceae
Product: putative pentatricopeptide repeat-containing protein At1g12700, mitochondrial
Exons: 6
Coding region: 359-2167 (602 amino acids)
Molecular function (GO): protein binding
Source: RefSeq, a predicted model, not a curated record